Messenger RNA from Cornus florida, 906 nucleotides. RefSeq lists its product as uncharacterized. Gene Ontology annotation, biological process: DNA integration. Gene Ontology annotation, molecular function: nucleic acid binding. The transcript is spliced from 3 exons. Lineage: Eukaryota; Viridiplantae; Streptophyta; Magnoliopsida; Cornales; Cornaceae. The record is from RefSeq and is a predicted model, not a curated record. The coding region runs from base 1 to 906 and encodes 301 amino acids.
AUGGGAUCAAUGUCAAAAAGAGACGUGAUGCCCUUAAAUCCGGUCUUUGUUGUGGAAAUCUUUGAUGUUUGGGGCAUUGACUUCAUGGAACCAUUCCCAAUGUCUUAUGGCUUCCAAUAUAUCCUCUUUGCCAUCGAUUAUGUUUCCAAGUGGGUUAAGGCUUGUGCUACCAAAAUGAAUGAGCAUUCUGCAGUAAUUGCAGUUGUCAAAUCAAACAUCUUUACUUGUUUUGGUAUACCAAGGGCAAUCAUUAGUGAUAGAGAUUUGAUUAAGUAUAUGCUCUCGAGGCCUUUGAUUACUGGGCGGAUUGGAAAGUGGUCAUUGGCCUUGAUGGAGUUUUCUUUCAAAUAUAUUCCACAAAAGGCGGUUAAAGGAAGGGCAGUGGCAGAAUUUCUAGCUGAUCAUCCUUCCAGCAAGAUUAAUUCCGAAUUCUACUCCAUAUUUUGCCCAAGCAAAUGGACAGGCAGAAACUUCCAAAAAGUGAUUCUCAACAUCCUUGAAAAAAUGAUUGAGAAUCAUCCAAGGGAGUGGCAUCACCUACUUUCUGAGGCCUUUUGGACUUACAGGAAUUCAAAAAGAUCAAGUACGGGUGUCACACCAUAUAUGCUUAUAUGUGGACUUGAUGCCGUUCUUCCAAUGGAAAUGACCAUUAGGUCUGCAAGGGUGGCUUUCCAAAAUAGGCUAACUCCAAUAGAUUACAACCAUGCCAUGUUGGUGGAACUAGAAGACCUUGAUGAAGUCUGUCUUAAUGCCAUAGAUCAUAUCAUUGCUCAAAAGAAGAAAGUCAUACGGGCAUAUAACAAGAAGGUUAAGGUAAAGACGUUUGUUGAAGGAGACUUGGUGUGGCAAGUCAAAUUUCCACCUAGAAUCAAAACUUUGGAAUAUGGAAAAUGGACUCCUAAUUAG